AAAUGGAGAAAAUGAGGAUUUUUUAACUCAAAAUGUUUGGUUUUUCUUCAUGUUAGAAUUUGAAGUUGUUGGUUCUUGACAAUAUUCUUGGUAAUGGGAUUUCAGUUCCUACUCAAAUUUCAAAAUCUGGGUUGUUCUGCAAGUUUUCUAUCAAAGUCAUUUUUACUUCGGUGCUGUUCUUGGUUUUUGCGUUGAUUAUAUCUCAAAUGGCACAAACAGAGAAACUUCAGAACAUUGAAACCCAACAGCAACAUAAUAACAUCUCUAUGUUCAACAAUUUUCCCAAGGAUUUGUUGCCAAGGUUCAUAUCUGGGAAUCAUUGUAAUCACAAACUCAACGGAGAAGAAGAUGUUGAGCUAAGUCUUGGACUUUCAUUGAAUGGUAGAUUCGGUGUGGACCCAAAAGCCAAGAAGAUUACUAGAUCUAGGCCAUCUUCUAUAGCAACAGAUUUUGUUAACCCGUUAAGAGAAAAUGGAAAUGGAAGUUCUUUUGUGGUACCUAAUAUGGAAAGUAAUAAUCUUUCAAGGACUUGUUCUUUGCCAACAGAGACAGAGGAGGAGUGGAGGAAGAGGAAAGAGAUGCAGACACUUAGGAGAAUGGAGGCUAAAAGGAAGAGAUCAGAGAAGCAAAAUUUCAAAGCAGUGAAGGAUAAAAAUAGGGGUGAGGAAGAUGAUCAGAGAGAAAAUGGCACAACUGGUAAUCACCAUCAAAAAGAGUUUCUUAAGAGCUUCAAUGGUUUGUUUGGUGUUGCUAUAGAAGGGCUGUUAAAACAAGCCGAAGUAGCACCACCACCAUUAUUACUAACAUCACAAGGGACUGCAUCUUCUGGGAUAACAGAAUUUGAAAGCCAGCCAGUUAAAGGAAUGAACAAAUGUGUUGAGUCAAGAAGUCCUGUCAGUGUGCAGUCUUUGUCAGAGUGUGAGCGGAAAUCGAUCAUAGCGCCGAGAUUAGCACUAGCUGAAAAAUUAGGUUUCCCUGCAGGAGUUGCAAUGGAAAAGAACAGAUCUAACAAACUUAUAGUCGCUGAGAAUGGAACUAAGGAGGCAGUGAGAAAUGUGUUGGAGGAUACGCCAUGUGUGUCCACAAAAGGAGAUGGUCCCAACGGGAAACGAAUUGAAGGUUUUCUCUACCAGUAUCGUAAAGGAGAGGAGCUGAGGAUUGUAUGUGUUUGCCAUGGAAGCUUUCUCUCAGCAGCUGAGUUUGUCAAGCAUGCUGGUGAUGGUGAUGGUGAUGUAGAGCAACCCCUUAAGCAUAUAGUUGUUAACCCUCCCCCCCUUUUGUAAUGUUAAUCUCGUGCAAAACAGACAGCGAGAAAAAAGAACCAAAAAGGUUUAAGGCUAAUGAAAUUUUUGUUUUGUUUUCA
Molecule: messenger RNA, 1363 nt
Organism: Populus trichocarpa (black cottonwood)
Lineage: Eukaryota; Viridiplantae; Streptophyta; Magnoliopsida; Malpighiales; Salicaceae
Product: ninja-family protein AFP3
Exons: 2
Coding region: 207-1283 (358 amino acids)
Biological process (GO): negative regulation of DNA-templated transcription; signal transduction
Cellular component (GO): nucleus
Source: RefSeq, a predicted model, not a curated record